AUGGGCAUGGCCUCUACUCGAUUUGGCAAGAACAACCCCCCCGCAUUCACACCAGCCUCUUCCUCCGAGCUUCCCCCGGACCUGCUAAACCCCAACCCCUUCCUGGUCGCCGAGACGCUCCUGAGACGGAACGGCGGAUUCCGGCCGGCGGAAGGGCUAAACCUGCUAAUCCCGGCCUGGCUCCAGUUCAACAACCACGACUGGUUCAACCACGGGCGCGACGCGGCCGCGCCGCCGCUGUGCUUACCGAUGGGGGCCCUGUCGGACGCGGAUCCACUCGGUUCCGCAGCCCGGAACGGCAGCGGAACAUUGGAACAGGGGGCUGAAUGUUUCAACCUUACGCGCACCCAGCAGUCGAGUCGGCCGGGGACUUUUGCCAAUACUGUGACGCACUGGUGGGACGCUUCGCAGCUGUACGGUUCGGACAAUCUGACGCAGGGGGGCCUUCGGACGUACGAGGGGGGGGAGAUUUGCACAGUGAAGGGGCCGUUUGGAGAGGAUCGGCUGCCGAGGGAGAGCGAAACCGGGUUACCGGUGACCGGGUUUAACGACGACUGGUGGAUGGGGCUCAGUUUGAUGCACACGCUGUUUGUGAAGGAGCACAACGCAGUGGCGCAGGCGAUCCAAGCGGCCGACCUGUCUCUCUCCGACGAAGAACUGUUCCAAAAGGCGCGGCUCGUCAUUGCGGCGGAGAUUGCCAAAAUCCAUACCCUCGAAUGGAUGCCCACAAUUCUUGGAUUCAACCCGGUGCUUUCCUCCGGGUUGGACAUCAUCUGGCACGGCCUUAGCGCAGACCUGCCCAUCCCGUCGGGUUUUGACACCGGGAUCCUGCAGAGCCCAGCAGUUCGGGGCAUCGCCGACAAGACCUACUACGCCGGGACGCCUUUCUCCAUCACCGAGGAAUUUGCGGCGGUCUCCCGAAUGCACUCUCUGCUGCCGGAGACGAUAACGCUCCUGCCAAACAGCACCGUUAACGGGGGCCCGGCAAAUGUGACGGUGUAUCCGGUCAGCAACACGUCGUUUGCGGGGGCGGAGGCGCUGCUCGACCGGCAUAGCAUCCAGGAAUGGCUGACCGCUUUUGGAACCGGCACCCCCGGCGCGCUGACGCUGAACAACUACCCUGACUUCCUCGCCACACUAGUUCACCCGACGAGGGGAUCCCUCAACAUGGCCGCCAUCGACAUCGUGCGCGACCGCGAGCGCGGCGUACUGCGCUACAACGCGCUCCGGCGCGCGCUGCGGCUCACCCCCAUCACGACCUUCGAAGACCUCACGCCAAACGCGACGGUCGUGUCCCUGCUCCGCUCCGUCUACUCCAGCGCUGAUGACGUGGACCUCCUCGUCGGCUGCCUCGCGGAGGAGCCGCGGCCGCGGGGUUUUUCGUUCGGCGAGACCGCAUUCACACUCAUCCUGCAAAUGGCCUCUCGCCUCCUCAAGACCGACCGCUUCUUCCAGGAGGCCUUCACGCCCAACGUGUACUCGCAGACGGGGAUUGACUGGGUCAACAACGCAACGUUCAAAAACGUGCUUCUGCGCCACUUCCCGGAGCUCGCCCCCGCCCUCGCCGGUCUCCCUAACCCGUUCGUAACCUGCAACCCUUUCGGCCAAACCAGCCAACCACCGACCGCCAACUCCUUCCUCCCGAGCGCCUACGACGUGGCGACCGCAAAGCUCGCCGCCCGCGGAAAAGGUCGCCCGGGGCUUCAGAAUCGAGCGCCCCAGCCACUUUCCGCGGCUGACAUUUUCGAGCAGAACCUGGCAAACCAACCGGACAUAAGCUUUGACGAUCUGCCCGGUAACCCGGUGGUUGACUGCCGGGUUAGUAAGUUGUUAGCCCCCGUGAAAACCUGUCUCGGGGGGGUGUCUCAGCGGUGUUGCGAAGCGAUCGACGCAGCGUUCGCGCCUGGCGCAAAUGCGUCGACCAGAAACUGUUUGUGCUUGCCGACGGUCGCGGCCGCGGGGCGGCAGGUCGCGCGCGGGUUUGGGGUCGACUUCGAAACGGUUUUGUCCGACUGUUGGAUGGACUACGGGCUGCAAACCAACUGGUUUGGCGAGAUCAACGGCCACUGCCCGGCGUUCCCGUCGCAAUCCGACCCGUACACGUGGCGCGCGCUCGCGCCCAACAUGGUCGUUCUGCUCCUCAUCUACUGGGCGUUAUGUGCCGCCGCGGAUUCCGCGCUCCGCCGCUGGGCGCCGCCCUACCGGAACCUCUCGCCGCUCAAGCAGCGGAACGUCGCGACGUACUUCCUCGAGGUCCUGGUGACGUCAGCGGCGCUCGCGCUGACGCUGACGUACGGCUCGGACGUCCUCUUGUACGGCCGCACCGGAUCGCCCAACGUGCGGAUCGGCUUACUGCUGAUAGCGACGCUCUACGUGUUCGAGCUGAUCUACCGGAACGAGACCGGAAUUCCGCUCCUGCUGCACCAUCUCAUCACGGUCCUGCUGCUCGUGCUGCUCGUUUUUUCGAGCAAAGACAACGCGCCGUCGGCCGAGGCGCGUAUCGUUCAGCGGUUUGGGCUGCUCAUAUCGCUCCACGCGUCCACGGAGCAGCUCACGUUCGUGGGGCUCGCCAUGUACCGGCUGGGCCACCCCUGGGCCGCGCGCGUCAUGAAGAUCUCCACGUGGCAGGUCCUCGUCUUCAAGCUCGUCAUCAACGCGCUGACGUGGGUACUCAUGAUCGACUACUACGUCACCAAAUACGACGACCCAUCCGCAUCGCGUACCAGCACCAACUGGCACAUCGUAUGGCCUUUCCUGAUCCCCUUACGCAACACGGCUCUCUUCUUCGCCCAACUCUACUCCGUCUACAUCAUCCACGUCAUCGCGUCGCAGCACGAGGGGCGCGCGCGCGCGCUCCACUUGGGGCGCCGCGCUGGCGCCGCCAAUCCCAGCGGUGGCGACACCUCGUCCGGUGAUGACGUCAGCGAGCCCGGGGGGGGGAAGGUGACGUGGCAGCCGGAGGGCACGCCCAACGAGGAGAAGAAGAUGCCUGCUUUUGAGCGGAGCCGGAGCGCGCCGGCGGCCGCGCGGUUUGCACGCCAGCCUACUUCGCACUGCGAGCACACGUUUGCGCGCCAGGCGGGCGAGCGACAGGAUCCGCGACGCGUUCGACCAAGACAUGGAGAUCGUCGGCUCGACAUGGGCGGCGCAAUGGGAAAGAAGACGCACUUUGUGGCUUUGCAAGUUCUCUUGCUGAGCUUUCUCGUCAGCGCGCAAGGCCAGAACUCCAGCUGCGCCUCUGGUCAACUCCGCGUUAGGGGUUUCGCCAAGACUCUCACCUAUGUUGUAGCAGAGCAGCAGGGGUUCUUUGCCGGGGAGGGCCUCUCGCUGUGCUUUACCCAGGUAACUGGCUCCAUCGCUCAAUUCAACGACUUCAAGGCCGGCAAGUAUGACAUCCUAUCAUCAGCGCCCGACAACUAUAUCAACCGCUUUGUGAACGAGAACCUCCCGCUCCAGAUCUUCGCGGAGUCGGGCGAGAGCGAGGGCAUUACGAUGCCCGUUGGCGGAACCCCGGCGCGCGUCGCCGCACUCGUCGCGGGACAGACCCCCACCGGCACCCCCGGCUACGGCACGAUGGUUACUCCCGCCGCUAGUUAUGACGUCCCGCGCCUCACCAACGGCACGUGCCAGAUCAUCGCAGACUUUGAUACGCUAUGGGCGCCUCGCAAGUACUCGCAGACGGCGUGGGCCGCAGACCGGGGCUUGCUGGCUGCGAACCAAGACACCGUGCAGCGCUUCCUGAGGGCGUAUAUACGCGCGGGGCAGUUUAUACUCGACUCCGCCAAUAAGCAGGCGACGGUCGCCGGGCUGGCCCAGAGCAAUGGGAUCUCCCUUACGGCUGCGCAGCAGUACUUCGACGACAGCUUCGCGCGUUACGGCCAGACCAUCUUGGGCAAGAUCGACAAGAAGUCGAUCCAGGGCGUCGUGGACCUGCGUAACAUGUUCGGCGGGUUUCGAGUCCCGGUUGAUAGCGCCGCACUAGUUAAGGAGUCGCUGCACCACGGGCUGAUCACGUCCGAGUACUGGGGCGAGCCAUACGCGGCGCUGCGUGCUUGAGUCGAGUAGUACUUAGAAAUGGGCUGUGUGCUCUCAGGGCUUUCGCGUUUGGGCUUGUAACGUCCUACUUUUCACCAGAUUUUAGAGUCGCGCGUCAGAGUGUUGUGAAUAUGUGAAGUCACUGGCAUGCAGGUUUAAAAUCG
Klebsormidium nitens is the source of this 4199-nucleotide messenger RNA. Lineage: Eukaryota; Viridiplantae; Streptophyta; Klebsormidiophyceae; Klebsormidiales; Klebsormidiaceae. The record is from the annotation of a GenBank genome assembly.